AUGUAGGUAAAAAGCUUUCACUUAACAAGCAAGCAAUCAGGAUUAAACCAAAAAAUGAUGAAGAGUCUGAUUAAUUUUUUGGAUUAAUUAAUGAGGCCAUAUCACAAAAGCGACCUAGAGCGAAUAGUAGAUCAAAUAAACCUAAGAGGCUUUCAAAGAGGUAAUUAUUUGGUAUAAGGCAAAAGGGAACAAAAGACUUAAAAUAAUUACAUUACAUCUUUGAAAGAAAUUCAAUUGACUCAAAAUCAAAAUGAAAGUUAUUGCGAGGGAAUAGAUGAGGAGGUAAACAUUAAUAGGUCAGUUCUCAAUUUCGAAGUAAAGAUUAUAAAUAAAAAUAGCUUAUUGAUGCUGUAGAACUUGAAAGUAGAAUAGGUCGAAAGUAAGAACAAAGUAAAGUAUAUCGAUCUUUUGAAGGCCUAAUGAAUGAUGAAUAAAACACCUCUCAAUAUUAUAAGUUCAACCAAAAAAGUUAAGAAAACAUCAGAGAUCACUAAACUGAAUAUCUAAAGUCAUAAGGCUAACAAGAAAUUUUGAAUGAAUAUCAUGUACGAUCAAAAAGAAACGUAUACGAGGACAACUACAAUUUAAUAUUGAUGAACUCUCAAGGAAUAGAAGCUAUUUUGAAUAACUUCCAUAAUUAUUUUGAUUCUUAUCCCCUUUUGAAAUUGAGAAAAUACGUUGUCCUUCUAUUGGAGUUGCUCUCUUAGAUCUGCGAAAUGAUCAUAUCAAGUAGAAUAUAUAGAUAUGUGAUGCUUUUUCUCAUUACGACAAACAUAAUCUUAUUAAUAACAAAAUAUUAUGGCAAUUUUUAUGAGCAAUAUUAAGAAUUUUUUGAUACAUAACAGGAGGGUAUGAAUAAAAUAGUUAUUUAGUGUUUUUUAUAAUAUAUGUUUUAGAAAUAUGCAUCCGAGUGUCAGGUCACAAUAUAGUAAACUUUUUCUGUCAAUUUUGGAACAUUUUUGAUUUGUUAAAUGUAGUGAUUUUGGGGUUAGUGACAUAUGGACUGAUUUCAUUUGACUUUUCGCCUUUAAGAGCAAUAAGAGUAUUGAUUUUCUUAAGUUAAUUAUCCUCAUAAUUGCAAUUAACUUUCAAAGCACUAAUUCAAUCAUUAAGAUAUAUGCUAGAAGCUUUGUUGAUUGUCUUAAUAUUUUGUGUUCUUUUUGCUAAUAUAGGUCUUCAUUAAUUUGCAACUGCGUUUUACAAUAAAUGUGUUUACUUGGAAGAUGGACUUAUAUUAUCUGAUUAGUAUUGUGGAUGGCUAGACUGUCCAAUUUACUCAACCUGUAUAAACAUUCCAAUAAUAUUUGCUCCAGAUCCAAUAACUAAUUUUAAUAACUUCAUUAAUUCAUUCAUUUCUAUCAUAAGAAUCAUUACAAUGGAUAAUUGGACUGAUUUGAUGUAUCCUACUCUUUACACUUAAAGUCCAUUGACAUGGAUAUAUUUUGUAUUUGUGAUAUUCAUAGUUGGAUUCUUUGCAUUUAAUUUGAUUAUUGCUAUUUUGAAGACAUAUUAUUCGCAUAUAGUUGCCAACUAUUCAUAGGAUCAAGAGGAUGUUAGAAAAGAGUAGGAUGAUCAAAUUGAAAUUAAUUUGAGAUUUAUAAAGGAUUUAGGACUCUAUUAGAAAUUAAAAGUGCUAUAAAGAGCUAAACUUCACACUUAAUAAUAAGCUUAGGAUUGCUCUUAAUCCUAGAUUAUCAAUAAUUAUACAAUAAAACAGCCAUUCUUACACUAAUAAGGGGGAAAUUCAUCGAUAAUGAGUCCUUAAAUAUCAGCUAGAAUUGUUGCAAAGAGCACUGCAAAGAAACUUCAAAGAUUUGCUAAAAGUUAAAUUGAAAAGACUUAAAAAAAGAAGUAGUAUGCUCAUGUACUUUCAGCUCGACAAAGAAGAGAAAUGGAAGAGCUGAACAAUGAAAAAAAGACCAAUUUAAUAGGUAAAAUUAAGUCAUCGUGCAAGUUGAGAUACAUAAUAUUACCGAAACGAUCAUUAAUUUUGGAAUAGACAUUCUAAUUUUAAAACUCAAAUGAAGAGGAAAUGGAUAUUCUACAUUAAUUAUAAACACAUGAUGUUUUAGGUUGGAAAGUAUCAGUUGUGUACAAAGAUUAUGUUUCUAACUCUUAAAGUGAAGUAUUAGGAUAAAAACAAGAGUACUUAUUAAAGGAGAAAAAAUUAGUUACAGAAUUAUAGAAGAUUAGAUCAAAAAAAAUUCAUUAAUUCUAUUUUGAUGAUGAAAUCCUCAAGUAAUACUAAAAUACUUGUAACAAAAUGAUUAGAAGCAGUAUCUUACCGAUAAAUAAAACCAAAAGAUAAAUAAGGGUAUAAUCUCAAACUUUUGACGAAUUAAGAAACGAUGAAAUAGAAAUACUUUCUCCAAAGAGACAAUCAUCUAAAUCAUCUAGUGUUGAAAGGAAAUUCAGAUUCCAAAGAAAAACUAUGUUCGCAAUAAAGAAAUAGAAGAGCGAUUUCUUUUUUGAGUUUCCAGAGUAUUAGGAAGGAGAACCCUUUAUUCUCUUAAAUGGUGUCAAAAGGAAUUAUGAAUCUGUUUCUAUUCUAAUCAAUAGAACAUUAGAAAAUGAACAAGAGAUUACAGAUACAGAAGAUUUGAAUACUCUAUUUUUUUAAUAUCUAAAAUAUCGUGUAAGAAUUAAGUAAUUAUUUAAUAGAGAUUGGAAAUUAAGAAUAAUGUAAUAUUUAAGCAAAACAUUUCGUUACUUGAUGUUAUCAAGAAUAAAAAACUAAGUCUGUUAUCAAUUUUUAGAUCUUUAAACUCUAAAGAAAUUCAUAUUUGGAUGAUAGGAUUUACUGGGUUAUGGAAGUCUUUCUAGUUAAAAAUAAAAAUGUGGUUAAACAACAGUUUCAUCAAUUUAAUAUUUGAUUUUUCAAAUUUGUUGAGUUUCUGUGUUUUAUGUUCAAUUGGGUUUUUAGAUGAUGAACUCAUAGAGUAGAUUAAUUUGUAUAUGACCUUCUAAUUAAUCGCUUAGAUUUCUUUAAAAUUAAUAAGCUAAGGCAUAAGUAAAGUAAUGCAAAUUAAUUUUAGUACUUUUUGGAUAUGAAGGAGACAAUAUUUUAGACUCAAUGGUGAUAAUAACUUAGAUUAUUUAUAAUAUAAUCAUAUCCACUGAUAUUUCAUUAAAAGAUAAUUAUGGAAGUGAAAUAAAGGCAUUAAGAGCAACAAACGCAAUUUUAUUAUAUAGGAUUAUCAAAUAUAAUUAAUUUGUAACCAGGAUUAUGAGAAUAGCAAAGAUCACAUUUAAGAAGUAAUAAAAUAAUCUAAUACCUUAGGUAUUUGAGUUUAAUGUUUUUAAUGUUAUCUAUCAUCUUGAUAAUUUCUAUUUUGGGAAUGUAAUUCUUCAUUGAGAAUUUCCAAGAAAAUGAGGGUUUAUCAUAAUUACAUUCGUUUAAGAGUUUUGCAAAGUCUUGGAUGACCAUAUUUAACAUCAGUACAAAUGAUGAUGCUGUUGGUAUGUUAAAAGUAGUUAUCAAAUAUCAACAACCUUGGAUUGGUAUCCUAUUCUAUUUCAUAACUGUAUUUACAAUAAAUUAUCUGAUAUAUGGUCUUGUGAUGGCAGUAUUAUUGGAUGCUUUCUCAUCUGAAUUGGAGAGGGUUGUUGAAAAUUAACAAGAUCAAUCCUUGAUUCUGGCAAGGAAGGUGGGAAUAUAAGAGAAUAUUUAAUUUGAUUAACAAAACAACAAUAUUACACAAAAUGAAGAGGAAUUGUAUUUGAUCUAUUGUUAUUUUUAGAGUUUAGGAUUAAAGCACCCAACCUACUAAAUCCCAUUCGUCGAAACAUCAUGCCAAAAUCAAUAUUCGAGAUUUGCCAGAGACAUCGUAAAAACUAUUUAUGAAAAAGAGAAAAAGAUAUUGUAAACACUAUUUUGAAUAUUAUAGAACUCAUCUAUUACGAAGAUACUAAAUGCGCAGACUCUUGCUUUAUUUUUUCAUACAAUAAUAGGUUUAGAAAGAUAUGUUAUAAAAUUUCUAAAAGUUUACCCUUUAAACUCUUAAAUGAUGUUACCAUUAUUAUAUCAGUAGUAUUUUAAAUACUAUCGGACUUUUAAUUGUCAAAUAACCAAUAAUUAUUUGACUCCCAUUUGGAUAAAUACUUCGAGAUUACCUUACUUAUUUAGAACAUUGUGAUUCUGACUAUUUUCAUUGUUGAAAUCAUAGCUAAAGGUUUUAUCCUUAAUCAAGGGACCAUCCUGAGAGAUUUUUGGAAACUGGUUAAUAUGACCUAUACUACAGCAUAUUUCUUGAGUUUUAUAAGUUCAGCUCCAAUUUUAAAAUAGGCGCAUCAUUUAAGUAAAAUAUUUGGUAACUUAGUUUUCUGCAGACCACUAAUGAUGGUGAAUAUGUUUGAUAGUGUUUAAGGCGUAAAGAAUGCCAUGGUUAAAAGCUUAAUUUAGAUCAUCAAUAUAGUGGCUGUAAUUUUAUUUGUGUUUAUGGUUUUUAAUGUGUUUGCAAUGCAUUUAUACUAGAAGAAAAUGGGGUAUUGUGAGGAUCUAAUGAAUUUUCAUAUCAGUUAUUCUGAGUGCCAAAAGUAAAACAAACAAUGGAUCAAUCAUCCUUACAAUUUCGAUAAUUUUGUAAAUGGAUUAUUUACAUUAACUAUGAUAUCUUCAUUAGAUGCAUGGGGAGAAAUCAUGUAAGUGUGUUACAAUGCCAGCAAUUCAAGUACAGGACCUUCUCCAUUUAAAAUUUAAUGGGCAACUUAUUUAUUAUUUGUGACUUUUAUUUUCAUAGGAGCUAUGUUUUUUAUGGGUUUUCUGACAGGUGUGUUAUUUACUGAAUUUUAAAAGCUUACAAAAAAAAUAGAAAACAAAAACUUAACAUAAGAUCAAUCUCAAUUCAUAUAAAUUUGCUCCAUUGUUCUCAAUUAAAAACCUGGUUAUUCUCAUGCUCCUCAUUCCACUAUUAGAAAAUUGGCUUAUAAGUUGGUCUUUAAUAAAUAGUAAAAUAUUUAUACAAUAAUUUUAGUUACAAAUAUUUAUACAAUUGUAUUUUGGUUACAAAUAGUAUUGUGCUGUGUUUUCUAUUUGAUAUUCAUUCAUAAUACACUAGAAAUUUAGCUAAUUAAUUGUAUUAAUUGCACGCUAUAAUUUUCAACUUUGAUUGCAUAAUAAAGUUAAUGGCAUAUGGAGUCACUAGGUAUAUGUCUUCAAGGUGGAGAUUGUUUGAAUUAAUCAUAACAAUUAUCUCAAUUGCAGAUUUCGUGUAUGAUGUGAAAAAAAGGUGGUUUCAUCUUUUUACAAAUGGCUCAUAGAAUGAAUUUAUAAUUUACAUAGCCAAGGUCUUCUUGAUCUGUAGAGAUAUAAAGAUCUUGCUAAUAUUCUAAGAAUUUAAAGGACUUUAGAGAUUGAUGCGAGUCUUGUUCUUUACAUCCUCCAUACUUCUCAAAUUACUUUAUAUUUAAUUAACCAUACAAGCUACAUAUGCUCUGAUAGGAACUCGUCUAUUUGGUCAUAUCACAAAAGUAAAUAAUUAUUUGUAUACAUUUUUAGGGGAGAGCCAUUGAUGAGUAUUAUCUUAACUUUAGGAAUUUUAUCAAUGCAGCUUUGGUCCUAUUUAAAUGUACAACGGGAGAUGAUUGGAGAGCCCUAAUUAUUGAUUGUAGUAGGUCCAAUAUGUAUUGCCGAGAUGAUGUUCAAUAAUGUGGUUCUGGUUGGGCAUAUAUAUACUUUUUAUCCUACUAUUUACUGUCCAAUAUAAUAGUCAUGAACUUAUUCGUAUUAGCUUUGGUCGAUCAAUUUGAAAGUACUUAUACACUUCUAAGAUUUAUAGGUUUUUUUAGUACUACGACGAAUGUGAUUUAAACUUUUGUUGAGAACAUCGAUCAUUUCUGUAAUUGUUGGUGUCGUUAUACUUACGAUACUAAGGGACUCAAAAUGCACACAAGAUAUAUCGGUAGAUUUUUAUUAGAUUUGAAUCAACCACUAGGGGCUUAGAAGGGAGACAACAUAUGGGAUGCUGCGAAAGAUGCAUUCAAUUUUAGGAUUAGGGCGUAAUCUAUUAUUACAUUUUAGGGAUAAAAGGAGUUAUGUUAAUUUCAAUGAAUUAUUAUAUGAAACAUUGAGAUUUGCGUUCUUGGAAAAAGUGUUUAAGGAUGGCACUUAGGCAGGGAAGGCUGAGAUGAAAUUAUUUGAUAUGGCUAUGAAGAGAAAGUUAAAUGAGAAGAUGAAGGAAAAAUAGAGAAGUGGAGAAUCUUAGGGGAAUAUUAAGUUAUUUGAUUCAAUUGAUGAAUCUUUUGAUUUCAAAUACUCUUACUAGAAUUUCAACAUUUUACAGGAGUAUUUACAUUUGCUGAUAAUUUUUAAAACUUGGAAAUCAUACACAAUUAAUAUAUUUGAAAAGUCAAAAAGGGGACUUCAGAAUUAUACUGAAUAAUCGAGUGAUGAGAGACACGAGUAUAUAUAAUCAUUCAGCGUUCAUACAAAGGAUGGGUUAUAGGUGUUGAAUGAAGAGAAGCUGUAUGCUUCUUAGGCUAUUGAUGAGUAAAACAAAGAGGAGAUAAUGCAGAACUUCAAAGAGUCAAAUAAAUACAGAUUAACAAAUUACAAUUCAUAGAAUAGUUCUACUUUGCAAGGUGUUGUAUAUGAACCUGCAGGAACAAAUCCUACUUCCAUUAUCAGAAUGCAAUCAACCUCUUUGGAACCAUAAGGAGUUUAAAGAUCUAUUUUGAAGAAGAAAUGUUAAACAUUAACAUUGAAUGAUGUCCUUUUGUAUUAGAACAAAUAAAAGCAAAAUGAGAAUAAAUUAAACUGA
This is a messenger RNA of Paramecium octaurelia, 6758 nucleotides long. NCBI's taxonomy places the organism in Eukaryota, Ciliophora, Oligohymenophorea, Peniculida, Parameciidae. The record is from the annotation of a GenBank genome assembly.